UACUAAUGUCCAGGAUUAGCAUGUCCAGAAAUAACUUGUUAGCCUGCGAUUCGUCUCCAAAACGUACAUUUGUGUGGAACUGGUUCCCUGUCUGUGUGUUCUUCAAAGGUUGAAAACCGGACUGUGCUCCUUCUGAAUUGUAAUCGGUCACGUGACCGCGGCGGAAGUUUUCGGUGGAUUUGUGUCUUUGCUGCUUUCGAAGCGUGAGAAAAGGAUAUUGGCGAACUCGCCCUGAAAUAUCCCCAAAUACCACAAAACCUCAACUCCAGUCAGCAGGGAAACUGUUCAAAACACAGAGAAGGUUUGAUCUGAACACUGACUGGACACACACACACACAAAAACACAUAUCUACACACAUAUACACGUAGAGACACACCCACUCAAACACACACACACUGUGGUGAUGUCUGAGGCGGAGGGCUGUGUGUCGGUGUGGGAGUGGCUGUGUGUGCUGCAUCUGGACCAGUAUUUCCCAGUGUUCCAAGACGCAGGGUUUGGAACGUUGUUGGAAUGCCAAGGGCUGACCCAGGAUCAGCUGGAGACGAUUGGAAUCACAUUGCCUGGACACCGCAAACGCAUCCUAGCCAGCCUGCAAAAAACACUCCACACAAACACUCACACACACCCAGAGAGAGAGCACGAUGCUCUACACACACACCUGGCUGCAGAGGGAGACCAGAGAGGGGAAGAGAGAGCAGUGUUCACAGACAGACCCAGCCCUGUGGGGAGUGAGAGACCAGUCCCUGCACAGAGACCAGUGUCCAGGGAAGGAGAGAGGGAUGGAGAGAGACCGAGACCAGUCCCUAAGGAGAGACCAGUGUCCAGAGGAGAGAGACCAGUCCCUAAGGAGAGACCAGUGUCCAGAGGAGAGAGACCAGUCCCUAAGGAGAGACCAGUGUCCAGAGGAGAGAGACCAGUCCCUAAGGAGAGACCAGUGUCCAGAGGAGAGAGACCAGUCCCUAAGGAGAGACCAGUGUCCAGAGGAGAGAGACCAGUCCCUGCACAGAGACCAGUGUCCAGAGAAGGAGAGGGGGAUGGAGAGAGACCAGUCCCUGCACAGAGACCAGUUCCUAAGGAGAGGACAAAGUACCGCUCUGUCCCUGUAGAGACAUUGGACUGUGUCCAGACUUACCCUCGUCCCAACACUACCCCCUGUCCUACCACCCUCCAUUCUACUGCCCAGGACUCCCCUUUACCCCCCAUCCCACCUCGCAGCACCCCAAACUGCCCCCCACUACGCUUCAUCCCCACCUCCCCUAAACACUCCCCCACGGCACCCAAACCCAGAUCUGAACAUAUUAACUUAAACACCCCAACCACUGUACCUUCUGCUAGCCUCACCACCAAUCCCCUCACCUUACCCUCCCCCAGGCCCUGUCCUGCACCUCUGGCUAUCUACCCACCAGCCAGACACCCCCAGCAGGUGUGGGAGGGAGGAAGAAAGCCCUCCCCUGGUUCCCCCUCUUCCUCAUCCUCCUCUUCCUCCUCAUUUGAACGAUAUGACCAGUCAUCAUCUGAUCAAGGCGUGCCUCCCCUCCCCCCUAAAGUCUACGUGGUGGGGGCGGGCCCUAAAGAGCCUCACAGCCCUGCUCCAAUCCCACAUCGACCUCCUGUCUUGCCCUCCAGAACCACACCCACACAGAGCGAUGCUCCCGUCGAUGAGCCGCACACAGACCGAACUCCACCACCCCCGCCUCGGACCAGGGUACCCAACACGCCAGUCGACACGCAGCCUGCUCUGCCCAUGAGAAGGAUCCCCCAACCACCGCCUGAAAUCAGGUCAGGUGACAGUUCAGAUGACUAUGAAGAUCCAGACCAAGUCUUCCCCAAGCCCCAGGCUGUGAAUGUGGCAGAAGAUCCAGACCAAGUCUACUCCAAGCCCCAGGCUGUGAAUGUGGCAGAAGGUCCAGACCAAGUCUACUCCAAGCUCCAGGCUGUGAACAUGGCAGACAGAGAUGUGUUCCUGCCAGUGCCGGGGUGGGGGAAGGGACGGUACAACUCUCUCUGCAGCGACGAUGAACUAUUGGACGAUGACAACGAGCCAAUCAGCAGCCAUCGGAGCUCGUGGCAGGACUAUGGUCUGAGUACGCUCCAGGGUAGUGUCUACCUGCCGGUCAGAGGCAGGGUCCUAGCCCCGCCCCCUAGAGAUGGCCCCUCCCCUGAACCCUGCCCUGUUCUAAAGAUUGGCUGGCUGGAUAAGAACCCAACCCAGGGGUCUCUGUACUACCAGAGGAGAUGGGUGAAGCUGGAUGUUGACUACCUGAGAUACUUUGACAACGACAAGGAGGUGUACUCUAAGAGGAUCAUACCAACGGCUGCCAUUACGGGGGUGACCAACGUGGGGGAGCAGAAGUUUGAGGUGGUCACAGCCAACCGGACCUUUCUCUUCAAAGCCGAGAGCGACUCUGAGAGGAAUGAGUGGGUGGCAGUGCUGCAGAACUUCACUAGGGGGCGCCAGGAAGGCAGCAGGGAGAUGACCUCCUUUCUGACCCCUGGUUCACCCCUGACCCCUGAACAGCAGGGCUACCUGGAGCUGAGGGGCCUGCGCUCCAAACUCUACACAGUCGUCUCUGGAGACAAGGUCUUCCUCUACAAGAACAUGGAGGACUACCGCCUUGGCAUCGGUAUCACGUCUAUCGACAUGAAUGUAGGAAACGUGAAAGACACUGACCGCCGCAGCUUUGAUCUGACAACACCCUACCGCAUCUUCAGUUUUCUAGCGGAUUCGGAACAACAUAAGGAGCAGUGGGUAGAAGCGAUGCGUGACGCGAUUGGAGAUGCUCUGUCCAAUAGCGAGGUGGCUAAUCAAAUCUGGGCGGAGCCUAGCAACGGUUGCUGUGCCGACUGUGGCGUUGCCAAACCUGAGUGGGCUGCCAUCAACCUGUGUGUGGUGGUCUGCAAACGCUGUGCAGGAGAGCAUCGGGGUUUGGGCCCCAGCAUCUCUAAGGUGCGCAGUCUGAAGAUGGACAGGAAGGUGUGGACAGAGGAGCUUAUACAGGUGUUCCUGUUGCUAGGAAACGAGCGUCUGAACAGGUUCUGGGCGGCGAACAUCCCUCCCAGCGAGGUGCUGAGUCCGACCAGCUGCAGCGAAGACCGCCGACGAUUCAUCAGCUCCAAAUAUAGACAUGGCAAAUACCGCAAAUAUCACCCCCUCUACGGCAACCAGAGAGAGCUCAACAAUGCCCUGUGUAUAAACGUGCAGUGCAGUGAUGUGCUGGAGACCUUAUGUCUGGUGUUCUGUGGAGCUGAUGUAAACUGUUCUACUGGCCAGGCUGACUGUCCCUCCCCCCUCUCCCUGGCACUCACACACAACCAGAAACUACAGGCCGAGUUCCUCUCACACAACCUCAACACAGGUACAGAGCUGCCUCGGUCAGAGGUGACUGGGGUCAUGGAGCCUCAACACUAUUCACCACAGCACCCCGUCACUCACAAUGGCUUCCUUUUCAAGACCGCCUCCAUGGUCCGGCCUAUCACGGAGCGCAAGGCCAGGGAGGAGUUCAGUCGUCGCUGGUGUAUGUUAAAUGAUGGGAACUUUAGUUACUACGAGAGUGACAAGACCUCCACGCCCAACGGUGCCCUGAAGUCUACAGAGAUAGUCUGUCUGUUUGUCAACACACCAGAGAGACAUGGCUAUGACCACACGUUUGAGCUGUACUCUGACUCAGAGCGUGUCUAUCUGUUUGGAACUGACGACCAAGACAGCCACAAGGAGUGGGUCAAAUCCAUCACCAAGAUGUUUAUUCCGUCCAAUGCAGAGGCUCUGUUGAGACUGAGCUUUGAGCGGAUUGGCCGGCUGAAAUACAAGGACGGCUUGAACCUACAGAGCCCUCGGGUUGGCUGGUUCGCGCUUGUUGGCUCCUCCCUCCAUGCCUACCUGGAGGACAGUGAGGAAGAGGAGGAGAUACACCUACGCAAACUACAGGAGCUCUCGAUCCAGCAGGAGAAUGAGGUGCUGGUUCUGGUGGAGAGAGGCAGGACUCUGUACAUCGAGGGGGACAGGAAGCUUGACUUCCAGGGUUGGUGUGUGGGCAUCCAGAAAGCAGCAGGCAGUGCAGGAGACUCUCUUAGUCAGCAGCAACUAACUGAGACUGACAUCCCUGUUAUAGUGGACCGCUGCAUUGACUAUAUCACACAGUGCGGUCUGACGUCUGAGGGUAUCUACCGUAAGAGUGGCGUGAACAGUCGCGUGGCGGCGCUGUGCGAGGCGUUUCGGCGUGAUGCUCGUAGCGUGCGUCUGAAGGAGGAGGAGCACCAGGUGGACGACGUGUCUAACACACUGAAACGCUUCUUCAGAGAGUCUGGAGAGGGACUGUUCACCAUACAGGCUGCUAGCGCAUGGCUCAGCACACCUGUGGUCCCAGAGGAGAGCAAGAAGAUCUCUCAGUACCAGCUGCUGCUGAGCCGCCUGCCCAGAGUCAACAAGGCCACGCUACGAGCCCUGGUCAACCACCUCUACUGUGUGCAGCGGUUUGCAGAGCUGAACCAGAUGAAUCUCCAUAACCUGGCUAUAGUAUUUGGCCCAACACUGUUCCAGACCGACGGGAAGGACUACACAGCUGGCCGCGUCGUAGAGGAACUCAUAGAGCACUACACUGACGUUUUUGAGGUGGAUGAGCAGCAGCUGAAAAGGCAGCUGGAUGAGAUCACGGUCAUCAUUAAAGUCCGAGAGAAGUUGAACCUCAACUCCAGCGUUCCUGCGUCGGGGUCAGCAGGUGACUUCAUUUGUACAGUGUACCUGGAGGAGAAGAAGGAGACGACAGAGCAGCAUGUCAAGAUCCCUGGUUCUAUGACGGCAGCAGAGCUGACCUGUGAGAUUCUGGACCGACGGAAGAUCCAGGUCAGAGAGAAAGACUACUGGAGCUGCUGGGAGGUCAGCCAGAAGGAGGAGAUCGAGCGUCCAUUGCAUCAUCUGGAGCGUGUGUUACCCAUCCUACACUCUCUGGGUACCGACUCCCACCUGCUGGUCAAAAAACACCUGGCCAUGGAGGCCAUACUCGUCUACCUGGCCAGUAAAGUGGAUGUGUCCAAGCACGGGAUGGUGAAGUUCCGGGAAGAGAGGAGCAUUCUGGGAUUGGGACUAAACACCGGCAGCUUCCACGACCGCUACUUCAUCCUAAACACUGUCUCCCUCAGGAUGUACAAGGAAGUGCGGAGUAAUCGUCCAGAGAGGGAGUGGCAGGUGAAGAACCUGAGGGUCUAUCUAGGCAUCAAGAAGAAACUUCGACCACCCACCUGUUGGGGUCUGACUGUGAUCUAUAAAAGUGAAAAACAGGAGAAGCCAGAGAAGCAGCAAUGGUAUCUGUGUUGUGACACUCAGACAGAGAUGAGGGAGUGGUUCUCCACCUUCCUCACUAUCCAGUAUGAUGGUAACGUUUGGCCAGCGGAUGCAGUACAAACACGUGUGACCCGUGCGUUGCCGGUGGAUACGCGUCAUGGUAACGUGGCAUUGAUUCCGUUGCGUGGCAGCGAGAAUGAGAUGCGGAACAGCGUUGCAGCUUUCACCGCCGACCCGCUUGGCCUCUUUAGAGAUGUCUGAUAAUGGGGCCAGACAAGGGGAGAGACCACCAGCUAUAGACCAUUCCAGUAACGACAACCCCCCCCCCCACACACACACACCUGUGCCUAUAAACUGGACCUCUAAGCAGGGGAAGCAGGUGUCAUGAGGAGAGACUGUUACCACAGUGCCUUUUACAACUGCAGUGCACCCUGGGAUACAUGGAGGGCCUGGAAGAUGUUCCUGGUAUAGACUGAGGCAGGGACAGACCUAGAACAGACAGUUACUGGAGCAGCCUGACAGUACAGACUGUCUCUCUGACAGGUGGGAGAUGAUGGAAUGAUCUUCAGUGUCCCCAUAUGUCCCACAAUAACUCUAUUCCUUCCUCUAACCAUGUCUAUCUCCCUGUUUUUAACCUCUCUGAGACUGCCCCAUCGAUAAAGUGUCCACCCCACUCCCCAGUGUUCUCCUUCCCUGUUUUCUAGACUUGUGUAAUUAUUUAUUUCUCCAGCAGAGGGAGCAGCAUAUGAACGACAGGGGGAAAACCAUGACCAUUGUUCAACAUUAAGUUGGUUCCACUUGUCAAAAGGGAGCCAUAAAGACGUGUCCAAGUUCUUAUGUAGUGACGUCAUUACUCCCAACUCUAAGCCUAACCUGUAUACACACACACACACACACACACACACACACACAACUGUUUUUGGGCAAGGAGAGAAGUGCUCACUCUGUUUACCAUUUGACUAAGACUGUUGUGUUCUUACUGUCUGCUACUCUGUACACUUUAAUAAACAUUUCAGUCAGAACUAGAUUCCUAGCUCAGUGAUGACAUGUGGAGGAGACAGUAAGGAGAGCAUUAUUAAAUACAUAACCGUGGGGAUAUCCAGCCUGAUCUCCUGAACUCAGUUCAGUAGGAACUAAAUGUCAGCACAGUGAUGAGUCUGGUUUCACAAGACUGACUGGUAAAGAUGGUCUACUUUUCUGGGAACACAACAACACGCACAAGUGCUGUAUUCUCAUUAAUGUCAACCUAACAAACUGUCAAUCAUCAUAUUAACUGUAACAUGACAGCUUUAACCUGCCUCUGUCUUAUAACUGUAUCUAAGUGAAAGUAACUUUUGUAAAUUCUGCAGAUAGUAACUGUAGGUAUGAAUUUUAAUAAAGUCAAUGAUAUUUGGA
Molecule: messenger RNA, 6674 nt
Organism: Salmo salar (Atlantic salmon)
Lineage: Eukaryota; Metazoa; Chordata; Actinopteri; Salmoniformes; Salmonidae
Source: RefSeq, a predicted model, not a curated record